Molecule: messenger RNA, 537 nt
Organism: Cryptomeria japonica (Japanese cedar)
Lineage: Eukaryota; Viridiplantae; Streptophyta; Pinopsida; Cupressales; Cupressaceae
Exons: 2
Coding region: 1-537 (178 amino acids)
Source: RefSeq, a predicted model, not a curated record
AUGGGCCUACAUGACGACUUACAAGGUGACCACGGGUCAGACUCCGUUCCAACUCAUGUAUGGGCAGGAAGCGGUGGUGCCAGCGGAAUUCAUGGUGCCAAGCCUUCGCAUUGCGGUAGAGAACAAACUCGGGGAUAUGGAGAGCCUAAGAGAGAGACUGGGCCACCGUGCGGGGGACCACCGGCGGUGGGAGCACCAACGGUGGAACCACCGUGCGGUGAUAACAUUGGCGGCGGACCACCGACAGUGGAACCAUCGUGCGGUGGGAACACCGACGGUGUGCCCACCGACGGUGGAGCCACCGUGCGGUGGAGACAACCGUGCGGUGGACGCCCGCACUUAAAAGCCCCACAAAUGCAAAACAUAAAUAAAUACCCCGCAACACAGCCCACGCAAGGGAAAAAAAAGAAGAAGAAGAAAACCCACAGCCCGCCCACGCACGAAGAAAGACAUGCAGCCCAGCCCCGCACAGCAACGCAGCUAUACACAACCGAAGAAGGUGGUUAUGAAGGUGUCCAACGACCGCACGAUUUUUAA